Molecule: messenger RNA, 468 nt
Organism: Meloidogyne enterolobii
Lineage: Eukaryota; Metazoa; Nematoda; Chromadorea; Rhabditida; Meloidogynidae
Source: the annotation of a GenBank genome assembly
AUGGAAUAUUCUCACAUUGAAAUUUGUUUAAAAUUUGAAAAUCCGGGCAAUUAUUUUAUCAUUUUACUGAAGAGUUUUACCGAGGGUUUUUUACAAUUCUAUGUUAAGAUAAAAAAAGCAAAAGAGGAUAAAUGUGUUAUAAAAAUGUUUAAGAAAAUGAGUGAUUUGGAGAGAGAAGUAUUGAAAGGUUUGAGACAUUCCAUAUCAAUAAACAUAAUAAAAACAGAGGAAAAUGAUAUUGAGGAUGGUCAAAUGAAUGUAUUUAAUGAAGGUUUUGAAGAAAGAUAUAAUGAUGAAAUAGAAUUUGUUGCCUUAAUAUACCCAAUUUUGAACGAUGGAAUUUAUAAAUUUUAUUUGGAUGAGGAAGGGAUAACAAGAGAAAAAGUGAUGUUUAAUACUGAUACGAAUAACGAAAUAAUCAACAUUGGGAACAAAAAUGAGGAAAAUCCUAGCAAAAAUUUCUUCUAA